Lampris incognitus (smalleye Pacific opah) is the source of this 3436-nucleotide messenger RNA. RefSeq names its product DIS3 like exosome 3'-5' exoribonuclease (gene dis3l). The coding region runs from base 1 to 3162 and encodes 1053 amino acids. The record is from RefSeq and is a predicted model, not a curated record. NCBI's taxonomy places the organism in Eukaryota, Metazoa, Chordata, Actinopteri, Lampriformes, Lampridae. Gene Ontology annotation, molecular function: RNA binding; 3'-5'-RNA exonuclease activity. Gene Ontology annotation, cellular component: cytoplasmic exosome (RNase complex). The transcript is spliced from 18 exons. Gene Ontology annotation, biological process: rRNA catabolic process.
AUGCCCCGGAGGACGGAUCGGGUUUUAGUGCUGAAGAAUUCGCGCGGGCGGAACGUUCGGGUGGUUCGGGAGCUGUACCUGAGAGGAGAUAUCCCAUGCGGCAGCUCUGUGUGCACACAGUGCCCCCAAGAUGGCAAGUUACUGUCGGGUGAGGUAACCCACUACCUGUUUCCUGAUGCCGGGGUGGUGGUCGACUACCUGGAGAUCCUGGAGUUCCCAGAAAUUCAAGGCAUCGUCUUCACUCAGACGGCCUGCCAGGCCCUGCAACACUGCAAAGGACGCAGGCAGUACAACCACCUGCGGAGCCUGCUGAAAGACCCCUGCCAUGACUGUGUGCUGUUCACCAACGAGUUCCAGGAGUUUUCCUACUGCCCGCGAGAGAAGGGGGAAAGUCAGGAGACGUGGCAGACCAGAUGUGUGUACCGUGCUGCAGUAUGGUAUCAUGACCACCUGGCUGGUGUGAAGCCUGUGGUGAUGAUCACUGAAGACCAGACUGCAGUGGAUCAGUACAGCAGUCUUCACUCUGGAGUCUAUGUCCUCUCUGUGCAGGAUUACCUGCAGAGCUUCUGGCCAGCCCUGCAGGCAUCUCAUGAGAUUUACUCGGCCAUCCGUCAGGCUGUGAAGGAGAAGGCGAGUGACGGUCCAGAGAGACAGUACGCUGAACACCUGGCUGCUGAAGUACUGGAGGCUGGCAUCAAGUCUGGGCGAUAUAUUAAGGGUACCCUGCAUGUCAACAAACACCGGGCUCAGAAUGAGGCCUUCAUCAGAAUAGACGGUUCUACGAAUAAAAACACAGACCUGAGCAGUGAUAUAAUGGUGUUCGGCAGACGUAGUCGCAACAGAGCCGUGCACGGUGACGUGGUUGUGGUGGAGUUGUUGCCCCGGAGCGAGUGGAGAGGGAAGAGCACCUCCCUGUCAGAUGGACAGAGGGAGGAGAAAGAUGAAGAGGGGAACCAGAGCCAGCCCCUCCCAACAGGCUGCGUGGUGGGCAUCCUGCAGAGGAACUGGAGAGACUAUGUGGUGACUCUUCCCCCCAGAGAGGAGACCCGGAGCCAGACCAGGACCUCCCAGCGGAUCCUGGUCACGCCCUGGGACCAGCGCAUUCCCAAGAUCCGGAUCAGCACCCACCAGGCGGAGGCUCUGGAGGACCACAGGGUGGUGGUGCGCAUUGACUUAUGGGAAAAAACAUCGCUGUACCCCAACGGCCACAUCGUGCGAGUCCUGGGUCAAGCCGGGGAGCUGGAGACUGAAGUCCAGACCAUCCUGAUAGAGAACUGCAUUCAUGUGCCACCCUUCACAGAAGCCCAGCUCAGAGAGAUGCCCGUCAACUCCCCUGAGAGGCCGUGGGCGGUCGACCCCUCCCAGGUGGCGCUGCGUCGGGACCUCAGAGGGAGUCACUUGGUGUUCAGCAUCGAUCCGCCGGGCUGUGAGGACGUGGACGACGCGCUGUCAGUGCAGGUUCUGCCCGGGGGCGACACGCUGGAGCUGGGCGUCCACAUCGCAGACGUCACCCAUUUUGUUGCCGAGGGCUCGCUCACGGACCAGGCGGCACGUGCACGGACCACCACCUACUACCUGGCGGACCGCAGGUAUGACAUGUUACCUGCCGUCCUCAGCGCCGACCUGUGCUCUCUGCUGGGGGGUGUGGACAGGUAUGCGAUGAGCGUGAUGUGGGAGCUGGAUGCACACAGCCUGGCUGUUCAGAAGGUUUGGUUCGGCCGCACACUGAUCUGUUCGUCCUACCAGCUGCACUACGAGCUCGCCCAGAUGAUCCUUGACGGGGAGGAAGUGGAAGUGCCAGAGCUGGCCGGCCUCGGCCCUGAGGAGAGGGACACCAAGCUGGCUCAGCUAAAGCAGGCGCUGGAGCUGCUGACCCACAUCGCCAGGCGACUUUGCACACAGCGGGAGAGAGGGGGCGCUCUACAGCUGGAGAGCAUGGAGGUGCAUGCUCAGCUGGAUCAGGAAAAGAAUAUCACAGCGCUGCUGCCCUCCAAGCCCCUGGAGAUCCAUGAGACUGUGGCUCAGUGUAUGAUCUAUGCCAACCACUGGGUGGCAUGUAAGAUCCAUGAGAGCUUCCCCCAGCAUGCUCUGCUGCGCCACCACCCGCCCCCACGCCAGGACUUCUUCAACCAGCUGAUUGACACCGCCAAGGGCAAGGGCUUCAGCAUAGACACCAGGUCCAACAAAGCAUUGGCAGCCUCUCUGGACUGUGCCGUAGAUCCCCAGGACCCGCUGGUAAACAAGCUUCUCAGAAUUAUGGCUACCCAAGCCAUGUCUAACGCACAAUACUUUUCCACCGGAACCUGCUCGCCGGACCAGUACUACCACUAUGGUUUGGCGCUGGACCGAUACACACACUUCACCUCACCCAUCCGCCGCUACGCUGACACAGUGGUCCACCGCCUCCUAACUGCAGCCAUCAACCUGGAAAAGGGGGAAGGGCCUUGCAAGGCGUUGAACAGCAACAAAGAACUACAGGAAAUGGCCCAGCAUAUCAACAACAAAAGCCGGGCGGCCCAGCAGGUCCAGAAGUCAUCCAUGGAGCUGUUUCAGUGUCUCUACUUUAAAGAGAAAGACUCCCAGACAGACCCACGUUGUGUUGCUGAUGCCGUUAUUUACGCCAUACGAGCAAAUGGCGUCCUGGUCUUUGUCCCACAGUAUUGCUUGAAAGGGGCGAUGAAUCUGAAGAACAGGGAGGGUCAGGUUCUGACUGUCAAACCAGACGGCAGCUGUGAGUGGCAGAGCGGUUCGGUCCAGAGAUACCUGGACCACAUCAGCACCACCAGCAGCUCUGGAACCUCCACCUUUAAACUGUUUGAUCAUAUUACUGUUCGGAUCUCAGUCCAGUCAUCACGGUGUCACUCAGAUAGCCUCCACCUGGACAUGAUCAGCAGCAAACCCCGACUGAGCCCGGAGACGCAGAACCCCCAGCCCUAUGGACGCUCCCAGCUGAUCCAGGAGGUGGUGCACCUGGCCAAGGAGGCCUCUCACCAGGCACAAGAGAAAGCCACCUACACCUCCAAGCUCUCCUCUGAGGAAGAAGAAGAGUUCCGCCAGACCAGAACCCCCAACCUGUACACACUCCUGCAGGAUUUGAGAGAGUUAUCCCUGCUGGAUCUCUCUGCCUGUGAAGGUGAAGGAAGCCUGGGUACGAUGACCUAGGUCUGUGCUACAUCAGCAUAGAGGCGUCAAACAAAAAACAAAAAGGCUUCAAAAGGGCCGCCAUCCACGACCCUGAAUGUCGGGCUUAAAUGUGCGACAGAAUAUUAAUAAAGAUGGACUCUGCAGGCUGGUUCAGUAUUUGCUACGAAAUGUUAUUUAAUGUAUUAUAAACUGUAGCACUUUUUCCUGCACUGCCUGUAAAUUUAUUAAAUCUAUUUUUGUAGUGGUUUUUCUUGAAUAUGUGGACAUGAGCUUGGCAAUUUUGAAUAAAACA